Messenger RNA from Marmota flaviventris (yellow-bellied marmot), 1077 nucleotides. Lineage: Eukaryota; Metazoa; Chordata; Mammalia; Rodentia; Sciuridae. The record is from RefSeq and is a predicted model, not a curated record.
AUGAAAUCCCAGUUCCCUGACCCCAACACGCAGCUGCUGCAAACACCAAGUGACGGAUUGAAACUGGACAUCCUCCACCUGAUCCCUGGCCCUGGGGGUGCUGGAUUGCCCAAUGGGCAGAGACAAGCAGCCCAGAGCCCCUUUGGGGGCCAAAGCUACAACUGGGUCUUCCGCCGGAAUCCCACGAUGCUCCGCAUGGUGCUGGAGGCGCUGAAGGCCAGGGAGCAGCCGCGGGGCAUGUCGCGGGGCAUGUCGGUGGUGGCCAUCAAAGUCUACAUCCAGAGCAAGUACCCGACGGCGGCGGACGCCGGGCGCUUCAAGUACCUGCUGAAGCAGGCCCUGGACACGGGCAUGCGGAGAGGACUGCUCACCAGGCCGGUCAACUCCAGGGCCAGGGGCGCCACCGGCAGCUUCAAACUGGUCCCCAAGUACAAGAAGAAAGUCCAGGCCAGGAAGACGUCGGUCCCCAAGGUCCCCAGGAGGCCCAGGGAGGCUGUUGGGAAGGGCUCCAAGAAACCAGGCGCGGAGCAGAAGGAAGCGUCCAUCUCUGGCCAGGCAUCGAGGACCGUCCCCAGGCCAGGGCCAGCCAACCAGAAGGUCCCCAAGAGAGGCCGCAGGGAGGCCAAGGACACCAAGGCCACCAAGCUUCCCCCCAAGCCAGCCAAGGCCACUCGGGCCCCUUCCAGUGCCAAUGGGACCAGUGAGAAGGGGAGAGCCAAGGGCAAGAGGCGUCAGCCAGAUGCAGAGGCUUGUGGGAGACCCAAGGUGAAGAACGCAAGCUCAGAGGUGAAGAACGCGGGUUCAAAGCCCGCUGACGGGCAGGUCAAGAGUGGAGUCUCCUCCCCACCCAGAAGGAAGAUGGCAGCCAAGACCCCUAAAGAGAAGGUUGGCCAGGGGCCUGGGCAGAGAUCAAGACCCAAAGCUGCUGCUGUCCCUCGGAAGGGUGAUGGGUCCACACCUGUCCCCUCAGCUGUGGCCAGGAAGACAGAGGCCCCCGAGGGCCUGAGAAAGCCCCGGCUGCCCACCAAGUCCCCAUCCUCCAAAGCACGCAGCAAGAAGGUGGAGGCCGAGAAGUAG